Messenger RNA from Lindgomyces ingoldianus, 863 nucleotides. RefSeq lists its product as uncharacterized. NCBI's taxonomy places the organism in Eukaryota, Fungi, Ascomycota, Dothideomycetes, Pleosporales, Lindgomycetaceae. The record is from RefSeq and is a predicted model, not a curated record. The transcript has 2 exons. The coding region runs from base 46 to 825 and encodes 259 amino acids.
CAGCUCGCCUGCGCUCACCGGACCUUCACCAGCACCUCGCUCCGCAUGGGUAACCAAGCUUCUGUUCCUAAGCCCGGCACCAAGUUUCAAGUUAUCGGGGCUGGGUUGUCACGCACUGGGACAGCAUCGUUCAGCGAGGCUCUUCAUAUUCUUCUUGACGGCCCGGUCUACCAUGGAGGCACGCAAACCACCAUGGGCCACCCAGUGGAGAUCCGCUCCUGGAUCAAGCUCCUGUCUCAUUGGCCUCCCUCCAACGAAGCUGACAAAAAAUUGGUUUUCCAAAUCCUUAGAGAACGGUUCAACGGCUACGCGGCAGCUACUGACGCGCCAACGUCCGGACUUGUGAAAGAGUUGAUUGAACUUUAUCCAAACGCAAAGGUUAUCUGCACCGUACGUGACCCGGAUGCAUGGGUGAAGAGUAUGGAAGGUGUAUCAAACGCUGCGACGAUGUGGUUUCUUCGGGUCGUGCUCUUUCCUCUGCCAGGCAUGCGGCAUUUUGUUGAUUAUAUCAAUGCUCUCCGGGAGCAAUGGCUAUACCUGUAUGGAGAGCGGGAGCCAGUUACAAGGCAGACCUACAACCAACACAUUGAGUGGUUGAAGGAGACUGUUCCAGAAGGUAGGUUGGUGUUCUUUAGUGUCAAGGAUGGGUGGGGGCCGCUGUGUAAGGCUCUCGGGAAAGAAGUGCCACACAUUCCUUUCCCCAACAUCAACGACGGGGAAGCCAUCGAGAGAUUCGCUAGGCUGAUGGUCAAGCGUGGGUUGGUGAGGUGGUUGGCGAUUUUUUCUACACUAGGAAUAGCCAUUAUCUCUUACUUCUAUAUGUAACUAGAGCAGUUGCUUCGUGAUCAAUGCUGAAACCCGAG